CGUUGCACUUGAAUUCGGUUUUGAAUGUAAGUGCGAUUACCAUGACAAGCAUUGCAAUUGAAUUCGCCCCUUAAUAUUUCGCCCUGCGGGCGCAAAGACUUAGCAAGUACAAGAAAGACAUCUUCCUUACUUUGUCUGUCUGGGAGCACGGAGGUCUGGAGAAAAAGACAGCUAUACUGUCAAUUUGAUGUUGCAAUCUCAUUGUGUUUUACGUGAAAGCGUGUUGCCGGUACUCACGUAACUUUCUUUUGCUGUGUGUAAGUUUUCCGUGACAAAUGGCAGAAAUCCCAUAUAUUCCAGCUAAUGAUCUACAAUUUCUUCAUCAAGAUUUUGUAACCGUGCAUAGUGUUCCCACACACAUUGUUACUUGUGGGAGAUGGUUGGAUGAGCCUUUGCCUGACAAUGACCAUGGUCGUUUUCUAAUUCUUUUUAUUCCCGGAAAUCCCGGUGCUUUAGAAUAUUAUAUUGAAUUUAUAAAAGCACUAUAUGAAGGACUUCAAAGAACAAUUCCUAUCUGGGGAGUAUCUCAUGCUGGGCAUGUAAGUGCACCUCCUGGUUGCACAAUACCAAAACUUCAAGGAAAUGAAAACCUAUAUUCUUUGGAAGGGCAAAUUCAUCACAAGAUGGCAUUUAUCAAUACAUUUGUACCUCGGGAUCGAAGACUGAUUCUUAUUGGACAUUCCAUUGGCUGCUAUAUUGUUCUUGAGCUUUUGAAAAGAUUACCUCAUUUGCAGGUAACACGUUGCUUUCUUCUCUUCCCAACCAUAGAAAGAAUGUCAACAACUCCGCAGGGUCAGUGGGUAUGGCCAAUGUUGACAUAUCUUCGUCUUCCAGCAUUAAUUAGUGUGUAUGCUCUUAGUUGUUUAAGCCCACAAAUGCAAUCCAGACUUUUAGAAUGGUAUUUUAAAGACCGCUGCAUCCCUGAUUGUGUUCUAAAUGCUAGUCUUAAUUUAUUUCAACCUGAUUGUGCCAAACUUUGUAUGUACAUGGCUCGAGAUGAGCUUGAAAAUGUCACUACUUUAGAUGUUGAUAAUAUUCGAGAGAACAUUUCUCGUAUUACUUUUUAUUAUGGAGCUAAUGACAACUGGUGUCCUUAUUCCUAUUAUCAGGAUCUAAGAGAAAUAUUUCCUCAGGGAGACAUUCGACUAUGUAAAAAUAAUUUUGAACAUGCAUUUGUGCUAGAGAAUAGUAAGGAGAUGGGAGCUUUAGUGUCAGGAUGGAUACUUGAGGAAAUAUUAGGCACACCAAAAGAUGUUCAUAGAAAUUCACUUUUGGUAUAAUCCACAUGAAUUUUGAGAAAUUUCAGCAGUAUGUAGCAUCUAAACAUCACUGAAAUGAGUAAAUGUUUUGAAUUACUCACAGUGCAUGACGCACAAGUUUUUACUGUAUCUUGUUUUUUCUUUGCAAGUAGUUGAAGAUGCUUUUUGUAAUAUAACAUGAGGAAUCUCAGAAAAAUUUUUGUUUAUUUUUUACAUCAAAUAUCAUAAGAAUAUGAAACUAUAUUAACUGAAAUGAACUUGUUGAUAUUGUAGUUUAAAUUUGGUUCCUAUAUAUUUAUUUCUGUGUGUUGUUAAUGAUGUCACAAUAUUUAGAUGCAUUUAUGUUUGAUUUUGCUGGUGAUACUCAUUUUAUUGAUAGAAAUGGAAGAUCAAUUGAAGCAAAAAAUCAAUACUUAAAAUUUAAAUAUAGCUAUUUACUGUCAUCUAAUUGAUUAUAUUAUUAGUUGUUUUGUUAAAAAAUUAAUUUGCUUUUUAUUUGGCUUAUUUUUCAAAGCAAAUGCAUACCUGUAAGGCAUAAAGUUGUUCAGCUACUGUCACUUAGACAUGAAACCACAUUAGCUUUCAUUUUCUGAAAGGGAAGCCCUGUUUAGAAAGCAUAUUGCUAAAUAUCAUGCUUUUUAAAGAUAUUGUUUGCCUUAUAAAAAAAUAAUAUUAAUUACUGUAAAAAUGAAAAUGCUGAAAUCUAGAACCCUAGUUAGUUGUAAGCAUCAAAUAUAUAUUAAGUUGUUAUUCCUAUGUUCCAUUUUGGAUGAAAUGAAUAAUCAUGUUAUUUAAAAUGUAGCUAUUUCUUGUAAUUAAAAAUGCUAACAUUUAAUACUAAAUGCGCAAGGAAAAAUUAUUAAUUUGUUUGGCUCAGUUAAUUCUUUAUUCAUAAUAUUAGUCCAGUUAUGUUAAGAAAUUACAUGAUUUGCGAUAAAUAGAAUUCAGUAGCUUUUGUACAUUCUUUCUUAACUGUUUUUGCAAUUAGUCUUUUUUUUUUUUUUUUUUUUUUUUUUUUUUUUUUAAGUGUCAUUCUUAAGAGAGUGGAUUGAAAUUUCAAAAACUUGGGAAAGUUUAGUUAGAACUUCCAUUUGCAAAUUCUACAAAGCUAUGAACAUUAAAUGAAAAAUUAAAUAUGUGAUUUUUAUUAAUAUUUUGUGAAACAAACCUCAUUAAUCUAUUUAGAAACUAUAGGCUCAUUAUAUUUUAAAGCAUCUAAUGAACUUCUUUAAAGGGGAUCAUUUUACUGAAUACAAAAUUUUAAAAUUGAUGCUUAAUUGCAUACAAUCUGUGUUUAAAACAAAAACAGCAUUAAAAAUAAUAAUAAUAAUCAGUCUUAUGCAUUGCAAUUUAUCUAGUCAGUAAUUCACAGCAAAUGAAUUCCUCAAUAAAUAAAUAAAUAAAUAAAAAGUUUCAGUUGAUGUAACUAUUGUUUAACAUUCCAUUUAACUUGACCCUUUUUUUGUGGUUAUCAGAUAAAAUUGUAAUGAUACUUCACAUAUAUUACCACUUUUUUUCAGGAAGGGGUCACUCUGUAUAUUACUUGGUUAUUUAAAAUAUUUUUACAAACCCGUACAAAUGAUCUAGAUACCAUCUUAACGGACAAAUUAUUAUGGAAACAAACAAUAAAAUUGAUGACUAAAUAAAUCUAGUUAAUAAAUGCAGUGUAACUAUAGCUUUUUGGGAGCCUUAAAUGACUAGCUGCUCAGUGAGUUAGAUUUUCUUAUGGAAUUUAAGUUUGUAAGCACAAUAAUAUUAAUCUUUUAGUAUUUUAUCUGAUAUUGGUAAAUCUGUUUUUUAGAUAACAAAGAUGUUGAAAUUAGUUUGUAUAAUAUUAAUUAAGGAUGCAUCUUAAAAAUUUUCAUAAUUUUAAAUAAUCCAAAAUAAAUUUCAUAGUUUAAUAAUUCAAAAUAUUAUUUUGAUGUGAAUUAUAAAUUUCGGUUUCACCGCAAAAAUGCUCUUAGAAGUGAGCUACUGUAAUUGGAAUAUUCAAAUUCAAUGCUUCAUAUUUUUUUGUCUUUUCUAUCAAUCUAUUAUAUGUUUAACAUUCUGCAUUUACUAAAUAUUUUUUACACACUGAUAUCUUUUAUUGUAUAUAAAUAUUUGUAUUUUUCAAAUGCAUGUUACUUUAAACAGGUAUACUUUAAAGGAAGAUGUGUUAAUACUAAUUUAUUAGUAUGAAUUGGUAUGUUUAGUAUUUGCAUUUCCCAUGUUUUCUUCUGCUUAUUGAAAAUCAUUUUUGUUUUCCUUAAAGGACAUUUUCACUUCCUAUUCCAGUGACAGCAGUGCUUAAAAAUCAUUAUUUGUAAGUUAUUUUAUGGGAAUUAUUUAAAUCCUCUGAGCAUAAAUUUGAAUGUUCCCCAAGAUUUGAGUAAAAAAUGGUAGUUUCUUGAUUGUAAUUCCAAAAUGACACUUUCACUUUGUACCUCGAUUCUUUUUCUUCUAAUAUACAUCUAAUCUGAACGUGGAUCCACCAGGAGCUGGUAGAAAUUUUCGUGUGUAAAUUGGAAAAGCAACCUUCUAUAUGGAAGUUUACUUUGAGGGUUAAUGGUGUGUUUUUUUUAUUAAACUCUGUUACUAAUCUUUAUGUUAAAAAUCCAUAAAUCUCUUCCUACUCAAGAAUCUCGUUUUUCAUCAGCAUAUUGAAAUCAGAUACGAGGCUUCAGAUAAUUAGCAGUUUCCAUUAACUUUUAAAUUAAUGCCCAAUAACUGAAAAUACAGUAGAAUUAAAGUCCCACCUAGGUAAAAUAUAUUUUCUUUGUACAUUCCCUACUGGAUAAUUUUCAAAAUGAAAAAAGAUAAUUUAUACAAACUUCAUAAUGAAUACAAACCCAGUUUUUAAUGUAAGUUAGUUAUUAUUAAAAGUUUAUUAAAUUUAAAAUGUUCAAUAAUUAGAGAGUUACAUGGCAGUAUAAAAUCAGUUUUGUUUUAAUACAAAAUAAUUUUUUUAAAAAUAAAUCUAUAAAAUUGUUAUAAAAAGUAUUAGACAAUUAAAUUUUUUAUUUUCAAUGAGCAGGGAUUCAUUUUGGUUUUAAAAAUACUGAAUUUUUGCAUUAAUUUAGCAUAAUUUUAUGUCAAACUUUUUGUGAUGGAUUUCUCUGUGGCCUCAUUUUCAUUGCAAAUAUUUCAAAAUUGAUGUGUUUGAUAUAUGGCUUAUUUGAGAGCCAUUCAGUGAUAACUGUAUUUUAUACUCAUAAUCAUUCGUUUAUGAAUUAAGAUUUGUAAAAAAAGAAACAUUUUUAUCAUGAAACAAAAGUGGUUCAUUUACAGGUUCAGUGAGAAUUGGAAGUAAAAAUACACAGUAUAUCUAUAAGCUUAUUUACACUCUUAAAUGUACAGAUUUACCAAGCUUAUGAAUUACACCAGUGACACCAGCAGUAUGGGGCCGAGCAUUGUCAUGGAGCAACACAAUUCCUUUACUGAGCAUUCCUCUUCGUUUGUUUUGAAUGGCACGCCUUAGUUUUGUUAAAGUCUCACAAUAUCGUGUCGCAUUAAUGGUUUUACCUCUGGAAGAAAUUCAGUAAGCAAAAUGCCUUUCCUAUUCCAGAAGACAGUGCAUAUGAUUUUUUGUGAUGACAUUGUCACUUUGAACUUUUUUUUUUUUUUUUUUUUUUUUGAGAAUGAGUGUUUCUCCACUCCAUCGAUUGUUGUUUCGACGAUUCUGGUGUGAAAUGACACACCCAAGUUUCAUCACCUGUCACAAUUUGGUUUAAAAAGUUUUCUCUCCCUCAUCACGUACUGUACUGCAUGAGAAAUGUCUGGGCACUACCAAGUCGCUUUGUUUUGUGAACAUCAGUGAGCAUUUUUGAAAUCCAUCGGGAACACAGUUUGCGAUAAUUCAAGCAGUCAGACACAAUUUUGAACAAAACAGUACGUGAAA
Stegodyphus dumicola is the source of this 5139-nucleotide messenger RNA. RefSeq names its product lipid droplet associated hydrolase sturkopf (gene sturkopf). The record is from RefSeq and is a predicted model, not a curated record. NCBI's taxonomy places the organism in Eukaryota, Metazoa, Arthropoda, Arachnida, Araneae, Eresidae. Gene Ontology annotation, cellular component: lipid droplet. Gene Ontology annotation, molecular function: lipase activity. Gene Ontology annotation, biological process: lipid storage.